GUAUAUAAAGAUGAACCGAUUGUCCCGAUACUCUCAAUUACCCGAGUAUCAUUUACGGAAAGAAUACAGUUGUCUAAUACGGCGAAUAAAAGAAUAUAUUAAAAAUGGAAACCGUCGAUGUCACCAAGAAUAAUGAUAUUAACAAACUGUUCUCUUUUGAAGAAAUGGAGGAGGUAACAAAACGCGCGCUGAGUAAUGACGCCAAUCUAAUAGAAUACACUAUUCGACCGUACUCCGAUGGCAGGCUCGGGUAUCUCAGUUCUCAUUAUCGGGUCAAUAUAACAGCUAUGAGAAAAAAGGAAACCUUUACUCUUUCAUUCUUUCUCAAGACCGUACCUUACGAGGUACCUGAUUCAGCCGACUACGUGAUAAAAAAGGGUGUUUUCAAGCAAGAAACAAUGUUUUACAGCGUUAUAAUGCCGUUACUUCUCAAAGAAUAUUACGGAGAAAUGUGGGCGGCAAUGUGCUACAAAGUAAAGAGCGAUUCGAUGGUCUUUGAGGAGUUAAGAGAUAAAGGCUACUCGAUACGAGACAAGCUAUUCGAUAUAUCACUCGUACGUGCGGGUUUAAGCGCUCUCGCGCGGAUGCAUGCUGCUUCUUUGCUGGCAGAAACUCGUCUCGGCACAUAUUUCAACCGACUGUAUCCUGACGCUUUCGUGGAGAGAGGCUUCGUUCACGAAGGAAUGACGCGAGAAUGGAUACAAUCAGGCAUCGACGUAGCCGCAAUCGUAGCCGAACGUUUGGGAUACGAUCCUGACUUGAUACGUUCGGUCUGCGAAGAGGUAUAUCAAAUUGUAAAACCGUCAUGCACAAAGACGAACGUAGUUAGUCACGGGGAUCUUUGGGCUAACAAUUUUCUCUUUAAUAACGAUGUGCCGCCUAAAUGCUUGCUAGUAGACUUCCAAUUUAUGAGAUACGCUCCUUUGGCACACGACGUGGCACAGUUAUUGUAUCUGUGCACAGAUCGGAGCUUCCGAGAGACUUGGGAGAGCACAAUGUUGUGUCAUUAUUAUGACACAUUGCGGGAAACUCUGAACAUUCAUGAAAUCUGUGUACAAAUACCCCCAUGGUCAGAACUGAUCGAAGGUAUGGAGGAACAACGUUUAGGCGCCGUUAUUACCACAAUACUUUUCUUUCCUACGGUUUUAAUGGACGAGAAUCUUGCCGCGCAAGUUAUGAACAAUCCGGCGUCUUACGUCAAGUUCUAUUUCCGAGACAGGAAAGAAUUUGUACUCUCAAACAUGAAAAAGGAUCCGGUUUACAAUAAAAGGAUCAGCGAAGCUGUCAUCGAACUCGCCGAGCUUGCCUCGCGAUUAGACCAAUUCCCGAAACCAUCUUAACAAAUUAGUUUACAAAAGAUGUAUCCAUCACGAUAAUUGAUAAUUUUAUCUUAACGCCAUAGUUCGUACAGUAAUUUUUACACAAAU
This is a messenger RNA of Cyphomyrmex costatus, 1427 nucleotides long. RefSeq lists its product as uncharacterized. The transcript has 2 exons. The record is from RefSeq and is a predicted model, not a curated record. Bases 105 to 1340 code for a protein of 411 amino acids. NCBI's taxonomy places the organism in Eukaryota, Metazoa, Arthropoda, Insecta, Hymenoptera, Formicidae.